Molecule: messenger RNA, 1188 nt
Organism: Maudiozyma saulgeensis
Lineage: Eukaryota; Fungi; Ascomycota; Saccharomycetes; Saccharomycetales; Saccharomycetaceae
Source: the annotation of a GenBank genome assembly
AUGUUGAAUGACACGCUAGAACUGCCAGUAAAUUUUAAUGGACAUAGAAGCAACCAAGGUGUGAAACAAAAUUGUAUCAGUUAUAAUAGGGAUUAUACUAUAAUAAUGAAUGACGGUUUGGCUCAAAAAACAGUCUCUGGGAAGAGCCCAGUAAAGACAAAUUCUGAUGUUCAACAAAAUAACACAUUAAAUAAGUUUAUGAUUAAAAAUUUUAUUAGAGGUAUUAUGUUAAAACAUGUAUAUCUUUUCAUUCCUGAUGAUGUAAGUGGGAUCGCAGAUUUUAAUAAUAAUAAUAUAUUUAAAUUUACAUUUGAUAAAGAUAAGACACCAUACAUUUUUGAGACUAUCUUAAAGAGAGCACAUUCUACCAUUUUACAAUUUAAGAAAGUUUGUUGUAUUAUCAUUAAAUUUUUAGAAUGUUGUAAGAAUGAAACGAAUUACAUGAAACAUUUGAAAUAUGAUCUUCAUAGACUAAUCGUUGUAGCAUUUGUUCUAAGUGUUCCUAAUGUGAAUAGUCACGAAGGUAACAAGAUUAUGAAUAGAGAAACAUGUUAUAAACUUUACAGUAAAAUAUCUGGCUUAACCAUUGAAGAAAUUACAAACUGUUGUUCUAUAGUGAGACCCGUGUUAAUUAGACGUAGCAGAAAACAAAAAGGAAUAAGUCGGUCUCCGAUAAAUGAUCAUCUGGAUAAUAACCUUACAAUUACUUCUUUAAAUAAUGAUAAUCCAACCAAUAUCCUUGAAGGUAAUGGUAAUGUUGCUCGUUUCAGUAGUAUUGAUUCUCCUUAUAAUAUAGAUGAAAAUUUGAUGAGUUAUAAUCGAUUUUUAUCUGUGGCUCAAAAAAGUAUUGAUGUUCAUAGUGCAAAUUAUAAUAUUGGAACAAAUUUACCAUCUUUAAACGAUGAUGAAAGUAUACAAAGUCACGGAUCAUAUUCACACUCUUCUGAAUCUCCUUCCUUCACACCUGCGUCAAUCAAUGACGUUCGAUAUAACAUUUCGUCAUUACAUGAACUGAAUCAAAUCAAUAGUUCCACAAGAAGACAACAUCAUAAUCAUAAUCAUCAUUACCGGAACAAUAGCGUUAAGGACAAUUCUCCAUUGAGUAAUGGAUAUAUUAUGAACACGGAAAUUGAACAAUUCAAUGAAAUGGGUAAGAAAUUAGUCUUAGAAAACUUCACAAUAGUGUAA